CUCUUUUCUCGCUGCUCCUUCGACAGAGCUUCAUUCGCCGCAUCUUUCUCUGUCUCUCGCUGGUUCCGUGGGAGGAUUGGUGUUUUCACCUAGUAACAACCAUGUCCACCUCAUAUAUCCCAGCGACGACAGACUCAAUUGCUCAGGCCAUGGAAGCUAAGGACCCAUCCCAGGCCAUCUCCAUUCUUUACGGCAUACUUGACAAUCCUUCUUCUUCUUCUGAGGCUCUACGAAUUAAAGAACAGGCCAUCACAAACCUGUCUGACCUUCUGCGACAGGAGAAUAGAGCAGAGGAUCUUCGAAGCCUUCUGACUCAGCUGAGGCCUUACUUUUCUGUGAUUCCCAAGGCUAAAACUGCCAAGAUUGUUAGGGGAAUCAUAGAUUCUGUUGCCAAGAUACCUGGUACGUCUGAUCUCCAAAUCUCACUCUGCAGAGAAAUGGUGCAAUGGACGCGUGCAGAAAAGCGUACAUUCCUGAGGCAGAGAGUUGAGGCAAGGCUUGCUGCUUUAUUGAUGGAAAACAAGGAAUAUUCAGAAGCUUUGACCACUCUUUCAAGCUUAGUCAAGGAGGUGAGGAGGUUAGAUGACAAGCUUCUUCUUGUUGAUAUAGACUUGUUGGAAAGUAAGCUGCAUUUUUCUUUGAGGAACCUUCCCAAGGCAAAAGCUGCCCUCACAGCAGCGAGGACGGCUGCAAAUGCUAUAUAUGUGCCUCCAGCUCAACAAGGUACCAUAGAUUUGCAAAGUGGUAUUCUCCAUGCAGAAGAGAAGGAUUACAAAACGGCUUACAGCUAUUUCUUUGAAGCAUUUGAGGCUUUCAAUGCCCUUGAAGACCCUAGGGCAGUUUUCAGCCUGAAAUACAUGUUAUUAUGCAAGAUCAUGGUGAGCCAAGCUGACGAUGUGGCUGGAAUAAUUUCUUCCAAAGCAGGCCUGCAGUAUCUUGGGCCAGAACUAGAUGCUAUGAAAGCUGUUGCUGAUGCUCAUUCAAAGCGAUCUUUGAAAUUAUUUGAGACUGCUCUGCAGGAUUUUAAGACUCAGUUAGAUGAAGACCCAAUCGUGCACAGGCACUUAUCUUCUCUGUACGAUACACUUCUGGAACAAAACCUGUGCAGGUUGAUUGAGCCUUUUUCAAGGGUUGAGAUUCUACAUAUUGCUGAGCUGAUUGAACUGCCUUUUGAUCAUGUGGAGAAGAAGUUAUCUCAAAUGAUUCUGGACAAGAAGUUUGCUGGAACUUUGGAUCAGGGUGCUGGAUGCCUCAUAAUUUUUGAUGAUCCGAAGCCAGACGCAAUCUACCCAGCAACUCUGGAGACCAUCACCAACAUUGGUAAGGUUGUGGACAGCCUCUAUGUCAGGUCGGCCAAGAUAAUGGCCUGAGAUCUUUCUAGGAUUUCUUUUUAUUUCCUGCUACUCUUUUGUAUGCUCAUUUUCUGCUUUUUGUAUUUUUAUGUUUUUAUACUCUUAUUUUGCAAUUUGCUUCGAGUUUCUUUCUGCUUUCAAAGUGUUACUGAUUUACUCGUAACGGUGCUCAUGUUACUAGUAGAAAACUAACUAAAAUGAAUCAUGGAAUGACAUCCAAAUUCUUUUA
Malania oleifera is the source of this 1581-nucleotide messenger RNA. RefSeq names its product 26S proteasome non-ATPase regulatory subunit 11 homolog. Gene Ontology annotation, cellular component: proteasome regulatory particle, lid subcomplex. Gene Ontology annotation, biological process: ubiquitin-dependent protein catabolic process. The record is from RefSeq and is a predicted model, not a curated record. The coding region runs from base 102 to 1370 and encodes 422 amino acids. Gene Ontology annotation, molecular function: structural molecule activity; protein binding. The transcript has 2 exons. Lineage: Eukaryota; Viridiplantae; Streptophyta; Magnoliopsida; Santalales; Ximeniaceae.